CCGCCGAAAAACUAAAGAAGCAAACCAUUCUUUGAUUUAAUAGAGAAACAAAAACAGAAUUAGAGAGAAGAUUCUUGGCAUUGAAGAAAGAGAAUCGAAGAAACUGAUACGAGAACUUACCCUCAACUCUAAUGGCAGACGCUGGAGAGAAUCAGCAAGAAUCUGAGAGAAGAAGCGAUGAAACAGAGUCGAUCUCCAUUGAAGAACAGAAGGAGAAGGAAGACGAAGAUGAGAAUCUUCAAGAACAAAGACCGAGCUCCAUUGGGUCGUCGAUUCCAUCUUCUUCUGAUAAAAGCAAAGAGAAGAUGACGCAGUCGAGUCCGUAUCCAGUUCGUCCCGGUGUAGAAAACUGUCAGGCUUACAUCAAAACUGGUCUGUGUCGCUUUGGAAGUAGUUGCCUUUACAAUCAUCCUAAUCAACUUCCACAGUUACUGCUUAACAUCUUAAUAGAGUACUCAGGUUUCAGGCCAGAGAAGAGGUCCAUGAUUGUUCCGGAUUCUCAAAUGCCUGAUCCAAUAGGCCAUGAAGCUCAAGAGAAUCUGCAGGAGCAGAGACAGAGAGAUAGCACUGAGAGGCAGACGAGAGAGGCUCAAGAGAAUCUGCAUCAACAGAGAGUUCAGGACAUGCCAGAGAAUCACAACGUAGAUGCUCAACAGAAUCUGCAGGAACAGAGACGGAUAAGCAUUGAGAAUGAGAGAGCAGAAGCUCGUUUGAGAAUAGAACAGAUCCGACCUACUGUUGCAUUUUCAUUAAACGAAUAUAUUCGAGCCAGAGUGGUGCUGCACGAAUUGGGAUUUAUUACUGAUUCACAAGGCUCCUUCCUUGGACCAAAGAGAUAUUUAGGUCUAGGUCCCAGGAGAUAGCAGAGAAUCACAACGUAGAUGCUCAUGAUCAAGAGAAAACGCAGCAACUCCGGUUUAAAAGAAAAGAGGGAAAGAGAACUCUCAGAUGAUUCCUUUGACCGCAAGAAACUUAUAUGUGUUGAGAAUUUAGGUUAAGCUUUCGUUGCUUUCAACAUUUGCAAAAUUAUAAUAUGGUUGGGAAAAAUAAAUUACAUUAGAAUGU
Molecule: messenger RNA, 1065 nt
Organism: Arabidopsis arenosa
Lineage: Eukaryota; Viridiplantae; Streptophyta; Magnoliopsida; Brassicales; Brassicaceae
Source: the annotation of a GenBank genome assembly